GUAUGGAGUGAUAUAGGAAAAAGGUUCAAACAGUCCCAAAUAUAUUCAAAAAAAUAAUUGGAUUCUUUAGAUGUGGUAACUACUAUAGACAAUAAAACAACCAGAAUUGAUCUGAUCCGCGAAAAGCUUGAGAUAAGUUUUGGGGUUCAAAACGUGUUCUACUUUAUUAUAUAGAUGCUUAAUUUAGGUUAUUAUGCUUGAGCUCAUGUCCUAGUCUGGCAUGACCUAUGGCUGUAACUACCCCAAAAUACCAUAUCUGUCUUCGAUAAUGCCCACACUAUGUGUUAUCCUUUUACAUUCUCAUAUGUGCUAAAUGAAAUCUACUUUUGCACUUGCAAUUGAAUAAGACUUGAAAGGUUUCACCAUACCUAGUCAGGCUCUAGUAAGGAAGGCAGAUCAAGAAGUGGUGGACAUGCUUCCAACAUCUGUGGAGAUUGUGCCUGGGGAUGUGGGUGAUCCCUCCACUCUCAAAGCUGCUGUGGAAGGUUGCAACAAAAUAAUAUAUUGUGCCACAGCUCGUUCCUCUAUCACCGGAGAUCUCAAUAGAGUUGAUCAUCAGGGCGUUUACAACCUUACCAAAGCGUUUCAGGACCAGAACAAUAAACUAGCACAACUACGAGCAGGAAAAAGCAGCAAAAGCAAGCUUUUACUUGCAAAAUUCAAGACUGCAGAUUCAUUGAAUGGGUGGGAUGUCCGUCUAGGAACUUAUUUCCAGGAUGAGGUUGCUGCUAAGUAUGAUGGAGGAAUGGACGCUAAAUUUGAGUUCACUGAGAGUGCAGAUGCAGUUUUCUCAGGCUAUGUAUUCACGAGGGGAGGGUAUGUGGAACUUUCAAAACAACUUUCGCUUCCCUUGGGUUGCACUCUUGACAGGUAUGAAGGUCUUUUACUUUCUAUUGGUGGGAAUGGAAGAUCUUAUGUUUUAAUUCUUGAGGCUGGUCCUUCAGCAGACACAACCCAGAGCAAAAUGUAUUUUGCAAGAAUUAGCACAAAAGUAGGAUUUUGCAGGGUGAGAGUACCAUUUUCAUCAUUUCGGCCUGUGAAACUAGAUGAUCUGCCACUGGAUCCAUUCCUUGUACACACCUUGACCAUACGCUUUGAGCCAAGAAGACAGGUCUUUGUUCAAUCGCAGUCACUUCCAUUUGGCUUUACUGGUAGUUUUUCUGGCUUUUAUUCUUGUUACAAAAAUGGCUUUCAUCUUUUCUCCAGUGUUACUUUUAUGAAUUUAUGGAGUUAA
Messenger RNA from Ilex paraguariensis (yerba mate), 1234 nucleotides. The record is from the annotation of a GenBank genome assembly. Lineage: Eukaryota; Viridiplantae; Streptophyta; Magnoliopsida; Aquifoliales; Aquifoliaceae.